Harmonia axyridis is the source of this 2250-nucleotide messenger RNA. RefSeq names its product saccharopine dehydrogenase-like oxidoreductase. NCBI's taxonomy places the organism in Eukaryota, Metazoa, Arthropoda, Insecta, Coleoptera, Coccinellidae. The record is from RefSeq and is a predicted model, not a curated record. Bases 153 to 1454 code for a protein of 433 amino acids. The transcript is spliced from 2 exons. Gene Ontology annotation, cellular component: plasma membrane; mitochondrion; lipid droplet. Gene Ontology annotation, biological process: glycolipid biosynthetic process.
UGUCAUGAAUUGCUCACGUAAAUAUCUAUCUAUAAACGUUCCGCAAUAAUCCAAAGUUUAUAGUACAUUACCCUUGAAAUUUUAUCUUCAAAUACUACGUGUAACCGGUAACCGCUAAGUGAUAAAGCAAUAAUUACCUUCUUAAGUAUUCUAUGAUGGCAGAAAAAUUGGAUAUUAUACUAUUUGGUGUAACAGGAUUCACUGGAAAACACGCUUUAAAGUAUGUACACAAAUUUUCUUCUGCUAGAGGUCGGCAUUUGACCUGGGGCGUUGCUGGAAGAAAUGAGUCUAGAAUACGCGCAAUAUUAACUGAUUUGGAGAAAGAAACUGAAGAUGCAAGUAUUGCUAAGGUCCCUAUUAUCCUUGCGGAUCUCUCAGAUCCUCAAACGAUUCAAAAUAUGGCCUCAAGGGCUAGACUUAUUAUCAACUGUUGCGGCCCUUACAGAUUUAUGGGAGAAACUGUUGUUAAAGCUUGUGUAGAAGCUGGUACUCACCACGUUGAUGUUAGUGGAGAGCCAAUGUUUAUGGAAAAAAUGCAGCUCGAGUAUAAUGAGAAGGCUAAAGAAAAGGGUAUUUACAUUGUCAGUGCUUGUGGUCUUGAUAGUAUCCCUUGCGAUUUGGGCUUGAUCUUUCUACAGAAGAAAUUUGAAGGCACCUUAAACUCUGUUGAAACGUUCCUGAAAACUGGUACUGAGGAUCCAUCACUGACGGGGCCUGCUAUAAAUUAUGGUACAUGGGAAUCAGCAGUUUAUGGAGUGGCAACAGCGGACCAGUUGAGACCUCUAAGGAGUAAAUUAUUUUCUAAAAAGUUGCCCAAGCUAGAACCUCGUCUAGCAACCAACAAAUUACCAUUCAAAGCUCCCAUUGAUGAUGAGUGGGCAGUUGUUUUUCCAGGUUCUGAUCGAUCCGUAAUGAUAAGAACUCAGCGCUAUUUAUAUGAAGAAAAGAAACAGCGUCCCGUGCAGGUUCAAACUUAUUUCCUGGUAGCUACUUUUUGGCAGUUGAUGAUAUUAGGAGUGUUUGGAAUAAUAUUCGCUCUCCUUUCGAAAUUUCAAUUUGGCAGAAACUUGUUACUGAAGUACCCAAGUUUAUUUUCUGGCGGUGCAUUUGACACCAAAGAACCAUCAGAAGAAGUAAUUGAGAAAUCUUGGUUCAAAAUAUCUUUGGUUGGAAAGGGCUGGAAAGAAAAAUUGGCAGGACCUGAAGAUCAAUAUAAAAAUCCUCCAAACAAGGGUAUUCUUGCAGAAGUUAGAGGAAAGAACCCUGGUUAUGGAUCAACCUGUAUCUGUUUGGUUUUGGCUGGAAUUGUUAUACUCACUGAACCCUCUAAUCUUCCAAAAGCUGGUGGUGUGUAUUCUCCAGGGGCCACCUUCUCUGAAACAUCACUCAUUGAACAACUCGAUGAGAAUGGAGUUACCUUCAAAGUUAUUAAAGAAUAUGAUAUCAAUGAGUAGAAUUGUUAUCAUGAUUUCACCUUAUCAGUUGCAAUAUUUGUUUUUAUUUUAGUAGGUGUUAGAGAUAUUUUCAGUUUGUUAAUAUUUAUUUUAAAAGUUUGGUGUUUAUCUCUCAAAACAAGUUUUUAGGAAAAAACAAAUUCAUCACACUUCUAAAGGCAUAAUGGCUUAGCUUUUGUCUUGCUUAUGCUUUUGUCUGUUCUUAUGUACCAAUUGAAAUAUUGUAGAUGACCAUCUUUCUAUUUUAUAAUGGUAAAAUUAGAUAUUGUUUGUUAUUCUAUCUGAAAACUAUAGAAUAUUUGACUUUGUUUUUUCUGUGAACUUUUAUUAUUAUUUGUUUGGUUGUAAUUUUGUAUUUGGUUUUCUUAUUUGAUAUCAUUUAAACUUCAUUUAUCUUGAAAGCUUUAUGCAUUCAGUAUUUAAAUGUUUCCUUAUGGAUGGGCUGAAGUUUCUAUUUGUUAAAAGUCUGAAAAGGAGAAUUGUACUGAAUAUGAUUUUGAUAUCCUGAUUGUUAGUGAAUGUAUUGAAGAUUACAGACAAUUCCAAGCUGAAUAACAAUGAUUGUGUGCUCAUCAAACUAUCUAGAUUUAACUUCGCAACCAGGACAUCAAAAUUAAUGUUACUAAUGUGAAAUGAAAAGUACUUAUUUUUAUACUCGUUGAUGAAAAUUUUUUCAAAAUAUAGUCUUUGUAUUUAUUAUAUAUACCUGAAACAUGGAUUACUAUUUAACCAGUAUAUAUUUUUAUUGCAUUUAAUAUUUUUAACCGUAAUCUUUUGAAUAUAUGUUUAUUGGGAA